CAUCAUCCCCUCGCAGAUCUCCGGGUGUCAUCGUCUUGUUCCACUUCAUUCGCUUGAACAUACUAUCCUCUUAUACUCUUUAAUCCUUUUAAUCCUUAAUAUCAUCCAACAUGCGUUUCGACACCCCCAUCAGCCAGGUGGCUCUUGUCUCCCUCUUUGCAGGUGCAGCAAUCGCCGCUCCUCACAACGUCAAGGCCGCAGAAGCCGAUAUCGUCGAGCGUGACGCUGCCAGCCCUGCUGUUUUGAUUGCUUCUACCACUCGUGUUGGUGGAGCCGUCAUCAUUCUGCCUGAGUUCUUGGCCAAGACAUCUCUUUCCUCGUCUUCUUCUAGCAAGACCAGUGCAAAGACAACCUCUUCCACCAAGAAGAGUUCAUCUACAAGCAAGAGCUCAUCCAAAUCGCCCUCUUCUUCUUCUGUCAAGAAGACCUCUUCGGCAAGCUCUGCUAAGAAGACCUCGUCAUCAUCGGCAAAGGUUACUUCUUCCUCAAAGUCAAGCAGCAGCAGCAGCAGUGUCAAGAAGUCUAGCAGCUCCUCAAAGGCUGUUUCCUCCUCGGCAAAGUCCUCCAGCUCAGUCAAGAAGACAUCCUCAUCUUUGUCAUCAUCAAAGGCUAGCUCUUCUUCUUCCAAGGCUGUUCCUGCUACCACUCAGAUUCCUGCAAAGGUUUCUAGCGUUCAGUCCAAGGUUUCUAGCAUUCAAUCCAAGGUCUCGAGCGUUGAGUCUAAGGUUUCGUCCAAGCUUGCAUCUCAGAUCUCUGCAGUUGCUUCUCAGAUCAGUGCUCAUAAGUCAUCCUCUUCGUCCAAGACCACGUCCAGUGUGCCCUCGACGUCUUCCGCUCCUCACGCCCCUUCAUCAUCUUCAUCUGUCUCCCACAGUGCUUCAUCCAGCUCUUCGGCCAGCUCUUCAGCCGUCUCAUCAUCAUUGAGCUCCUCCAUGGUCUCAUCUUCGUCGAGCUCCUCCAUGGUCUCGUCCUCUUCGAGCUCUUCUAGUGCCUCGACUCAAUCUGCUCUGAGCUCUUCUUCGAGCAUUGAGAGCUCGUCAGCUUCGUCUUCCGCUGUCUCCUCAAGCUCGUCUGCAAUUUCCAGCAGUUCUUCCUAUGUUCCUACCACUAGCUCUGCAGCAGUUUCCUCAUCCAGCUCAGCCGAGCCUUCAUCAUCGUCAAGCUUCACUGAAGCUUCGUCAUCAAGCUCGUCGAUCGAGUCUUCCUCCAGCUCUUCAGCAUCAUCUUCUUCCUCCAGCACAUCUUCCGAGGCAUCCACCUCAUCGACUGAGGCAUCCUCAACCUCCUCCUCCUCCAUCGCUCCUUCCACCACCUCCUCAUCUUCCUCCGUCACCCCUACCGCCACUCCCUCCUUCGCCACCUCCAACGGCACAUUCCCUAUCAACGACAAACACGCCUCCAUCAUCAUCUCGUCCAUCGAAUCCCGCUUCUCCACCGCUCUGGCAGCGCAAACCAUUUCCAUGCCCAACAUCACUUCCUUCGCCACACCUACUGGAUUCGACACCGUUCUGCAAUCUAGCGCCAGCAGCGCUUUUGCUUCCGGAGUCCAAAGUGCUAUUUCCAGCUGGAUUGUUUCCGAGUUGUCGGUAACCAUUUCGUUGGCCAGUGAGACUGCUUCUGCAACUGCUGAGGCUAGUGCCAGUGCUUAGAAGUGGGAAUGGGGUAGUUUUUUCUUUUGUCCAAUGAAAGUGUAAUGUUGUCGAUGAAGUUUUCAUGGUCUUGAUGAUCGUGAUGGUGGUGGCUUUUUUCU
Molecule: messenger RNA, 1750 nt
Organism: Aureobasidium pullulans EXF-150
Lineage: Eukaryota; Fungi; Ascomycota; Dothideomycetes; Dothideales; Saccotheciaceae
Exons: 1
Coding region: 111-1649 (512 amino acids)
Source: RefSeq, a predicted model, not a curated record